AUGAAAAGAGUGAGAGAGAAACUCCUCAAGAAAGUGAAAUCCAUUUCAACAUUAGCCAGUUUCAAACAUGGUCUGAUUUUUCAAGAAUAUCUCACCCAUGAAAACUUUCAAAUCCCACCAGUUCACCUAGAACAAGAACAGAAGAGCAAUAGCCUUCCAGAGCUCGUUCCUGGCGAUUUUCGCGUACCUGAACACUUAAACGAUGUCAAGGAUGAAGAAUUGGAUUCUUUCUACCAUGGUGGCAACCAAGGGAACUUCAAAACCCCCUUGCAGUCCAGAGACAUGGCGGCUGGUAAGUAUAAGAAAGAAAUUACAGUCACAUUGGAGUAUGGAAGUGAUACUGUUGUUUGUACUUCAGAAUUGUCUGAUCAGGUACAAAAAGUAUUUGCAGAAUCACAAUCUUGUGACUUUAAUCUUGAUCCUCUUAUGGAAAUUGAUAAGUUAGCCUGUUUGGAGCCUGUGAUCAAGGAACAUGGUGGUGAUUAUGAAGAAAAUGACAGUGAAGAACAUCCAUUACUAUUAGAUUUUGAAGAGAAGUGUCCACCAGGAGGAAGUGAAUCAGUAAUUCUUUACACAACAAGCAUGCGAGGAAUCAGGAAGACAUUCGAGGACUGUAACACCAUUCGGUUUCUGCUGGAAAGUUUCCGGGUUUUAUACAGCGAGAGGGACGUUUCAAUGCACUUGGAAUAUAGAGAGGAGCUGUGGAAGAUCUUGGGUGGUAGAGUAGUCCCUCCAAGGCUUUUCAUUAAAGGAAGACACAUUGGAGGGGCUCAUGAGGUGGUUGCGUUGCAUGAACAGGGAAAGCUGAGGCAGUUCUUGCAAGGAAUACCAGCAAAUCCAUCAAAUGGACCCUGCAGUGGGUGUGCUGGGUUGAGAUUUGUGCUGUGUUUCAACUGUAAUGGCAGUCGGAAGGUCAUCAACGAGGGAGAAGGCAGUGAAUCACCUUUUAGAUGCCCGAAAUGUAAUGAAAAUGGAUUGGUCAUAUGCAAUGUUUGCUGCUGA
Ilex paraguariensis (yerba mate) is the source of this 1002-nucleotide messenger RNA. Lineage: Eukaryota; Viridiplantae; Streptophyta; Magnoliopsida; Aquifoliales; Aquifoliaceae. The record is from the annotation of a GenBank genome assembly.